Molecule: messenger RNA, 1851 nt
Organism: Branchiostoma belcheri (Belcher's lancelet)
Lineage: Eukaryota; Metazoa; Chordata; Leptocardii; Amphioxiformes; Branchiostomatidae
Product: cation channel sperm-associated protein 2-like
Exons: 14
Coding region: 1-1674 (557 amino acids)
Biological process (GO): monoatomic ion transport; flagellated sperm motility; fertilization
Cellular component (GO): CatSper complex; membrane
Molecular function (GO): calcium-activated cation channel activity
Source: RefSeq, a predicted model, not a curated record
AUGCCGUUCCAGAACGUGCAAGAACUGGAGGUUUUUGAUGCUACCACAGAAACCAUGAUAGGAGGUGGCCAAAGACGCGGGAGCAUCACGUUAGGUGGUGGGGAAAAACGCGGGAGCAUAACCCUCAAACCGCCGGGCGAAAGCACCGCUGCGAAAGACCAGGGUACGGCCGAGAAGAUGGGUCCGUCCACCGAGCUGAGCCCCAAAGCCGAGCUGUUCCGAUCCCGACUCAUCCAUGACUUCAACAUGCUGGACUCCAUCGGGGAGACUGGAGUCUUCACCACCCCAAAAUAUCACACCGCAGAACUCAUGGACCCAGAAGUGAUGAACAAGCUAAUGGUGGAGAGUCCCAACGCGCUGGUGAAGUUCCAGAUCCACGAGCAUGUGGACUCGCUGUUCGUGGACCGCUCGCUUCGGCGCAAGAACCGCGUACGAAACAAGUACUCCAAAUUCCCCUCGGCGGACCUGUGGGCCAGCUGGAUUCUGGAGAGCAACUUUUUCCAGAAGUUCAUGUUGAUUCUGAUCCUGAGCAACUCCAUUGUGCUUGGCAUAGACUCAGAGGUUGGUGACAACGAGGACUACGCCACCCUGAACAUGUGCAUCAAGAUCUUUGACUACUGCUCCCUUAUCAUGUACAUGCUGGAGAUCAUCCUCAAGUGGCUGGACGACUUCUUCCCCUUCUGGAGUAGUGGCUGGAACGUGUUUGACUUCAUCGUCACACUCCAGUCUGUGAUCCCAGAGAUCAUGAACAUGACAGGUGAUGUAGGGACAGGUGGUCUCGCCGUCAUUGCCAAGCAGAUGCGCAUCUUCCGUGUGCUGCGCUCGCUGAAGAUGGUCUCCCGUUUCCGCCAAGUCCGACUCAUCGCCCUCGCCAUCACUAAGGCUUUUCAGUCCAUGACCUUCAUCCUGCUGCUGCUCCUGACCUUCAUGUACAUCUUCGCUAUCAUGGGGAUCAUCUUCUUCGAGAACUACACCAAGGCUGAGGGCAUCUACCUCGAGUAUCAGAAGAGCUUCAGUUCAAUCCAGAACGCGUUCAUCACGUUGAUCCAGCUGUUCACGUUGGAUCACUGGCACGAGCUGCUGAUGGACCUGGUGAAGGUGGCCAACCCCGUCCUGUCCGGCUUCUACGUCAUCCUCUGGAUCUUCAUCGGAUCCUUCAUCUUCCGCAACAUCUUUGUGGGCAUCAUGGUGAACAACUUCCAGAACAUCCGUAAUGACCUAGUAGUAGAGGUUCAGCAGUACGAGCGCGCCAUUCAGGUGGCAGAGAUGGAGGAGAAACUCAAGAACGAGCUCUCCAACAGACGUGAGAGCCGUCAGAGCCUGCUGAGUGGACUAGAAGAGAGUGGAGUAAAGGGGGCUAAAAGUACUGAAGAGGUUUUGGAGACAACAGUCAUCACUGAGACGGUGCCUCUGACAGGGUCAUUUCUCAAUGCUGGUCCAGAGGACACAGGAAAGCCCUCUAAGAGUGCUGUCAGUUUCAUGGACCAGGAUACAGCGAGCGUCCAGCGGAACAUCAGUGACCAUCUCCUGGAGGCUGAGAAGGCUGAUGCAGAUUGGGACAGGAUUGUACAGGAGAACAUGACAGUUCUGUCUGAGGCCAUCCAUGAGACAGUGUGGCCCAGGGACACCCUGUUCAAGUACUACAGACUCAUGGAGAGAUGCUUAGUGUCAUAAUUAAUGUAGUUUGUGGGUUUUGUGUUGUAGAUUGGGACAGGAUUGUACAGGAGAACAUGACAGUCCUGUCUGAGGCCAUCCAUGAGACAGUGUGGCCCAGAGACACCCUGUUCAAGUACUACAGACUCAUGGAACGGCUACAGGACAACCUGGAGGAACGUAUGGAGCUGCACCGUC